Messenger RNA from Electrophorus electricus (electric eel), 4895 nucleotides. The record is from RefSeq and is a predicted model, not a curated record. NCBI's taxonomy places the organism in Eukaryota, Metazoa, Chordata, Actinopteri, Gymnotiformes, Gymnotidae.
AUGUGGUUUCUGCUCAUUUGCUUACAAGUACCAGCUCUACAAGCACAGGAACGGAUCGCUCUAAAGGACUCAGACAGCCCGUGCAAGGGCCGUCUAGAGGUGUACCACCAGAACCAGUGGGGCUUGAUUGGCUUCCAUGAGUGGCACAACAAAAAUGGUGAGGUUGCCUGCAGGUCUCUGGGUUGUGGGUCACACCGGAGCUCUGGCUAUGCCGAAUUCAGGUACCCCCCUAACCGAGCCAUGGUCUUUUGGAUGGAUAAGGUGAACUGCACCGGAGUGGAGAAGAGUCUUUGGGAAUGCAAAUUCCUUGGGUGGAACGCCACUCAGUGGCAACCCAACAAUUACAUCGUGGUUGAAUGCUCAGGGCCCAUUACUCUGACUUUAAAUCACAAUGGAAAGAACAACACAUGUGCUGGAGUGGUUCAGUUUCAAGUACCGCCAUUCAUAGUCAGUGUGUGUAAUAGAGACUGGGAUGAAAGCAGAGCAGAUAUGGUGUGCAGAGAGCAUCAGUGCGGAAGAUAUCACAAGAUCCCCAAAACCGGAACGUUUCAUGUAGACCGGGCAUCACACUAUGUACCUCUCAGCUGUGUUGGUGGAGAGAGCUUCUCCUGGCAGUGUGUGAACUGGGUAUCCCCGAGGCCAAAUACAUGUCACGAAGAAGCCGGUGUCAUCUGCUCAGAACAUGUCAGUGUCCGUCUGCAUGGCGGUGCAGAUGUUUGCAAUGGCACCCUGGAGGAGUAUAACAGCACUGAGUCCUCGUGGGCUCCUGUAAAAUAUACAGAGGAUAUCUACAAGAGGGCUGAAGACAUAUGCUCUAUGCUGAUGUGUGGUAAAUCUGUCAGCGUGAAACCAUAUAAUGAAACCAACAACAUCUGGCUAACAUGCUCAGAUCGUAUUAACGUGGAGCUGGUGAGAGCGCAACGGCCCUCGCAGUGUCACGGGGAGAUCUACGUCCGCGUAAACGGUUCCGGACGCGCGGUGUGCUUUGACGGCAUGGACGCGGAGGAACACAGGAAGACCGGGGACGUGGUGUGCCGGGAGCUCCGCUGCGGGAAACUGCUCGAGGCAAGCGAAGGAAACGGAACGGAGCGCGGCUUACUCAGUCACGUGGACUGCCACGGGAACGAAGGCUCGCUGUGGGAAUGCCUGCGCAAACACAAUACCGGGCCCUUUUGCAAAACCAUCAAAGUCACUUGCGCAGACAGCCUGGACGUGCGCCUUGAGGAUGGACUGGACAGAUGCGCAGGCCGACUGGAGGUGCGGUUCGAGGGGUCGUGGUGGCGCGCUACAGACUGGAGUAACGAUAACUCAGACGUGGUGUGUCGCCAUCUCAACUGUGGCAAAUCGUUCAUUACUGAAGAGAAUAUCUUCGUCAACGGCAAACUCCCUGUGCUGAAAUGGAAAAUGCAUUGCGAGAACGCAUCCACCCCCAUGUCACAGUGCUUCUGGAACAAAACAGACAGCCAACUUGCUUUAAAGAACACCGUCGAUAUCAUCUGCACAAGGGCAGAGAUUUGGUUCCUUCAGGGCAACUCGUCGUGUGAGGGAAGAGUGAACGUGGAAGCUGCCGGGAAAAGUCGUUUGUUAACCACAGAAGACACGUGGAAUAACGAAACAGCGACGAAAGUCUGCAAGCGACUGCUCUGCGGAGGCGUGCGAUCGUUCACUCCCGAGAGCAGCGCUCGCCAUGACUCAGACUCCCGAAACUGUUCCGCAGACACAUGCCCUAAAGAGAUUAGUGUCAGCUGCUCAGGUUCCAUGGAAGUACGCUUGGAGAACAAUAAAAAGGAGCGCUGCUGGGGAAAGCUGGAGGUGUGCACGGGCGGUAAGUGCGGAGGUGUGUGCAGGGUCACCUGGAAGCAAAGUUAUUCCAAAACCCUCUGUCGGCACCUGGGCUGCGGCGAUGUGAUGGGCGAGUUCGACGGCCCCUUAGACUCGAACGUGACCGUGGGCAGCGUGCACUGCCCGGAGAGUGCGCAGAACCUCAGUCAGUGCAACUUCGUGUUCAUGAGCGAGGCCUCCGACUGCCAGACACCGGCCUACAUUGCCUGUGCAGGCAGUGCAAAGGCAGCGCUGCUUCACCACAGGGAUGAAUGUGCUGGACGAGCUGAGAUUUUUCACCUCGGACAGUGGAGACCCCUUUGCAAAAUCGUUUCCAAGCAAACCCAGAAUGCACUUUGCACAAGCGUUGGCUGUGGAGAGUCUGUGAGCGUCGAGGCGGACGGUUCUAAUGCGCUAGGACUAUUGCACGUCAACUGCAGAGACAGUAAUAUUUCCAACUGUGAUUUCCCUCGUGCAAAAGUGCAGGAAUGCGCUCUUGGACAUCUCACGUGUGCAAACUGGUCCAGGUUGCUUCUCACCAGCCCUGUCUCUGCAUGCGCCGGAUCCGUGUUCAUGCUGAGCGGCGGUUUUCUCCACACCCUGAGCAACCAGAGCUGGGCUGAGCGGGAGAGUGCCUCGCUCUGCAACAACCUGCAGUGCGGGACCAACGGCACCGCCACGGUGGACCUCAUGCACAGACUCCUGUGGGAGCGGAGCCACAAGUGCUCCAAAAAGGUCGGGGGCAUCUGGGACUGUGAGCUCAAAGGGCAUCGACAAAGUUCCAUGAACCGCCAGCAUUUGAAAAUCACAUGCAAGGACGAGCCUUCAGUGAGCCUUCUCGAGAACUGCAAGGGUCAGAUACGUAUCAACCAGAGCAUAGGUGUGUGUAAGGACUCCCAGCGGACCGAGGGAGUCUUCAGGGAGCUCUGCCAGCAGCUGGGCUGUGGCACGUACCUUAGCAGCUGGGCCACCAGCAGAGAGGGCCCAGUCCUCCAGUUCAGCUGUACCGGCUUGGAGAACCGCCUUUGGCAGUGCAGCUCAAGGCCGGCCGAGUGCAGCCAGGUCAUUUCGGUGGCCUGCUCGGAGAGCAUUGAGUUCCAGUUCGCGGGAAAAUGCGGCGGUGAGCUUCAGGUGCGCUACCGAGGAUCCUGGGAACCUGUCUGCACUCUCCGGCUCGAGGAUGCUCACGUGAUAUGUCAGGAGCUGGAGUGUGGGAAAGCUCUGGACAGUAAAGCAGGCACUAGUAGUGGCACUAGAAUAGAUGCGUCAUUCAGCUGUGGCCACCAGCAGCUUCCUAGACACUGCGUCCAGGCUGGAUCCUCCUGCCGAGAGGGACCUGCUACAGUCAUUUGUGAAAAAUUUUCCUUGGAGGAGAAAAGCUUUCUUACCGUGGGUCUAUCCGUGGGACUCGGGCUGAUGCUGGUCUCCAUGGCGAUUGUGUUCUGGCAGCGAAAACGCUUGAUCCAUAUCUUAAGAUUACGGCCUCCUGGUAGAGACGUGGAGAUCAACGGCGAUGAAAUUAGCAGGGUUUUCAAACUAGAUUUGCCUGGUAGAAAGUCAUCAGCGUAUGAAAUGGAGAACUACGACUAUGUGGAUCCGUCCAGGAGCCCCGAGGAAGACAGCGAGUCCGAAAGUCGAGGUGAAGACGAGAACGACAGUUCAAGUGGAGACUCUUAUGGGACUGAUUACGACGACGUGGAUGAAGCUAACGUCAAACCGCUGCUUGCAGGUCGCAACGGCCCCGCCACUCCGCUCCUGCCCCCCAGACCUGCUAACUUAACGGGCGAGGAGGCUUACGAGGGGAAGCUCGACGUGAAGGAGGACGAUGAUGACGUCAUGGCUGCGCACACCGUGGUCGGUGGUGGAGAACGUGCGCCCUCACCGCCUGGCCCUGUGGCAGUGGUGGGCCCUGACGAUCAGACCCAGCCGCAGGGGGCAAGGGAGCAGAAAUGACUUUCACGUCAUUCGCAGAGAAAUUUGACAGAGAAAUGAAAAGAAAGCGGUAGUAUAACUUCAAAGGUCAAUUCAUCUGAAAACUAGGCUUGUUAAUGCUACAGCAGGGUGCUGUAGCCUCUUUGAUGUUAGCAGGAUACUGUAACGUGUUUGAUGUUAGCAGGAUGCUAUAGCUUGUUUUAUGGUGCCUUUUGAUUUUUAAUGCUAUCCCCUUCGCUGUAGACUUCUUGUUGGGGGUUUUUUUUUGUGUGAUUUUUUUUUACAUUUCCCUGUCAUAAACACAGUGCUCUAGCUGUGGUCUACAUGGGUGCUUUCUGCUCUCUGAUGGUCCCCCUCAGAACAGUUUUGGAACAGUGGAGCGCAUUGUAAGCACUGAUUGCUGCAGUUAACUAUGAAGGUUAAACAAGGCUUUCGGCUGACAGAAAAGCAAUAGCAACAAUCACAAGCACCCAGAAACAUCUGCAUUCAGUUCUAAAUGAAAUUGUCCAGACCUUGUAUACCUCAAGACGUUUGGGAUUCAGACUAGGGCAAGAAUAACAGCCAGAUUAACAGUGACAAGCUGCAUUAUCACUUAGUACUCAGUCACAAAGUUCAACUCCCCAUAUCUGGUAAUGUGUCACACACGUCAAAUGAUUAUGAAUCACUGAACAGUGGAAAAGGCUGAACUCUAAUAGCAUCGAAGGUGAUCUGUCAUGGAUGUGUGUGUUUAUUAUGGGUAGCUUACACUCAUUCAUACUCACUGUAUCUAUGUCAUCCAUUUAAUAUACCCCUCCUGCCCUUCUCUUUCUCUCUCUCUCACACACACACACAGUUUUUGUUGUGCUGAAAUGCUCAAAUUUUAAUUAGUCUAGAAGGUUAAACAAUCUAAUAAAAGCAAUUGUGUGUCCUACAUUUCCAUCAGGGUUAAAUAAACUCCAGCAAUUUUACACUGCACAGACAAUACAUAUAUAAUUAUAAUUAUAAUAUUAUGUAAUAUUAUUAUAAUAUGUAAUAAGUGAAAUGUGAUUGAAGUUUGACAUACUGUACUUUAUGUUCUAAAUAUAACUAUUACAUUUCAUUAUUUCUGUGAUAUUUUUAGCAUUUUGCUCACAUAUUAUGGAUAGUGUUUUUUAAAAUUCAUU